AUGUCAGCAGAGAAGAAGCCAAAAAAGAAGAAAGAUGAGGCAAAUGGCUCAACAGAAGCCAAGCUAAAUGGAAAAGAGGCCAAGCCCAAAAAAACAAAGACCAAGAAAAGUGAAGAUGUAUCCGAAGAGGACAGUCCUGCCAUCCAAAAUGGAAAGAAGGUGAAGAAAAAGAAACCAGAAAAAGAUAAAGAAGAACCAGAAAAGGAAAAAGAAAAAGAGCCAAAAAAGAAAGCCAAAAGUGCUCCAAAAAAGAAGAAAGGUUCAGGCACAGAUGAUGACGAUGAUGAUGACAAUGAUGCAGAAGACACUCCGAAAAAGAAGACUAAGAAAAAGACAAUCAAGGACACCUCUCCACCCGCACAUUCUGCCAAAGAUAAAAAAUCAAAACCCAAAGAGGAAAAAGAUUCUGAUGGAAAAGAAAAAAAGUCCAAGUCAAAGGAGAAGGACAAGAAGAAAGAACCAGCUUCAAUGUUCCAGAUAAAUGGAGAAAAAGACUCAAAAAGCAAGAAGAAAGCAGCUGCCAAAUCAGACAGUGAUGAGAGUGAAGAGGAGACAAAGUCAGCCAAAUCAAAAAAGAAACCCACUGCCGCCUCAGCAUCCAUGUUCCAAAUAUCGGGGGACAAGGACAAAGACAAAGACAAGAAGACAAAGAAGAAAGGCAGGUUUAACAUUAAUUUUAUCCUCCCUUUGAGUCACUGACAAGUAUGUAACAAUGUGUUGUAUGUUUCAGGAAAGGCAGAAGAGAGUGAUGAUUCUGACUCAGAGAAAGAAGAAAAGUCUAAGAAGAAAAAGGGCAAAGGGAAGAAGAAAAAGGAGAGAUCUCCAUCACCUGAGAUUGAGUUUGACGACUUGGAGAAGUUUGUGAUGCAGCCGGCUCCGCAGGGUGUGACCAUCAAAUGCAGACUGACUCGUGACCAGAGAGGGAUGGAUAAGAGUCUUUACCCUCUGUAUUACCUUCACCUAGACAAUGGAAAAAAGACAUUCCUCUUGGCUGGAAGGAAACGAAAGAAAUGUGCAACUUCAAAUUACCUCAUCUCCAUUGAUGCCACAAAUUUAUCUAGAGGUGGAGAGAAUUUUAUUGGAAAGCUGAGGUCCAAUUUAAUGGGGACUAAGUUCACUGUAUUUGACAAUGCUCUGAAUCCAGAAAGAGCUCUUCCAGACAUGUCUAAUGCACGGCAGGAGUUAGCAGGCAUCAUCUAUGAAACAAAUGUCUUAGGAAUGAAAGGGCCCCGAAGGAUGACGGUUAUUAUUCCAGGAAUGAAUAAGGACAACGAGCGAGUACCUCUCCGACCAAGAAACGAAUGUGAUGGCUUGUUGAUAAGGCACCAAAAUAGAAGGAUGGAAAAUAUGAUCGAGCUUCACAACAAGACGCCUGUCUGGAAUGAAGAAACGGCGUCUCAUGUGCUCAACUUCAACGGCAGGGUCACCCAGGCCUCCAUCAAGAACUUCCAGAUAGUCCAUACCAAAGACUUGGACUACAUUGUGAUGCAGUUUGGACGAAUAGCUGAUGACAUUUUUACGCUGGACUACAACUACCCACUGUGUGCCGUGCAGGCCUUUGCCAUCGCGCUCUCCAGCUUUGAUGGUAAAAUCGCCUGUGAAUAACUGGAUCCCCAGUUGUCUACUCACACUGAAACCAGUAUGCAUCACGCAUACACUCACAUUAGAACAACUCAUGUCUCUGGACUCCACCUUCAACGCUUCCUGUGGUGGGUGCCGUUAACAAAUGAUGGUUCUUUGAAUGUGACAAUACCUGCUGCUGCGCUGUCGCCCUUAUGUGCGUGUGAUUCCCGCCAGAAAUAAGAAAAAAAACUGGUCUCAUAUUAUCAUUUGAUCUCACACGACAUAGCACAGGAGAGUCCUGGUUUUUGUCUCGGUUUGUCAGAGGAAACGUCUGAAUUUGUGUGAAUCACAGACAGACACACUUUAAACGACGCCAUUGACUGGAGAGUUGUGGGCUUUUUGAGGGGAUGAUGGUACACCUUGAUAAUGUGGGUGUUUACAAGCAUCAUUAAAAUAUGUUGAACUGUGUUGUGUUUUGGCUUUGUUGUGUUGCAAUUCAUUGCUGUGUAUUGGGCUGUAUAUAAAUGUCUUGUUUCUGAUGUGACUGAAAUGCAAACACACCAAAAAUUAAGUCAUAACGAGAAUGUGUAGUUCCAAAUUCAAGAGUUAUCAACAACCUAAACACAGUUAACUCUCACAAAAUAACUGAUAGCUUUAAGAAAAAAAGAGAAAAAAAAUUACUUUUAUUUGAAGUACAGCAUGUAGUAUAAGCCUCAAAACAGCUGUUUUACACAACCGGCUGUCCAUCUUUCACUGACUU
Molecule: messenger RNA, 2323 nt
Organism: Micropterus salmoides (largemouth bass)
Lineage: Eukaryota; Metazoa; Chordata; Actinopteri; Centrarchiformes; Centrarchidae
Product: tubby-related protein 1-like
Exons: 12
Biological process (GO): protein localization to cilium
Cellular component (GO): cilium
Molecular function (GO): actin filament binding
Source: RefSeq, a predicted model, not a curated record